UUUGAUGUGCAGACAACCUCCACGCUUUAUUGGAAAGGAGUGAAGUUCCUAGUACGGCAGCCAGAUCGUGAAGAGGUCUUGUGUGAGCUGACAGUACGAAUCACCUUGGGGGUCCAGAGGAACAACCACAACUCAAGGGUGCUACGGAUACAUCUGUCGAGUGAGGAUGAUGUUUUCUUGCUGCACACCCUGGAGUUCACUGAAGAAGAGUUCCAGAUUCUGAAAGCGGAGCAGGGCAUUCUUGUAGAUUUUGGUAACUUCCCAGGGAAGAUCAUCGGCCUGCUGGAGCGAUGCAUCGCUUCACGUCAUGAGGACGCACCAAGAUUUCAAGCAGUGCUGCUGGCAAUGGAAGCGACAUCUGUCUUCAAGAUUGUGGAGACCAACGACUUCAAUCAGCUGCCGCACAUCACCCUGGCUUUCAGGCCAGGCAAUGAUGCCACCAUAAAGCAGUAUCUGGCAUCCCGGCUGUCUGAAGUCAAGCUGAGCAAUGACAAGCUCAGCUCUGACCUCCACAAAAUGCAGGGAGAUAUGGAGGCUGCAUGCACAAAGCUCCGGGCAACAGAGGAGCAGCUGGUUCAAACAAGGGAGGAGCAUCAGCGGUAUGUGAUGGAAAGGGAAGCAGAUGCCAUGGCCAACGCAGCUGCUGCGCUGCAUGACAAGACCAGGGAGCUGGCCGAACAGAAAGAAGCCCUGGACAGGAUGCGUGCAGACGUGGAGGAGAGGCACAGGCAGCAUGUGGAGGCGCUGCAGGCGCGCAACAGCAGCCUGGAGGCAGAAGCGCAGCAGCUGCGCGAGGCGAAGUUUGGCCUCGAGGCGCGCGGCUCGGAGCUCGGCCACCGGCUGGCGGCUGUGGAGGGAACGCUGGCUUCGCUGGAGACCGAGGCGGAGCAGCUGCGCGCCGCUGCGGCGGCGGCCGGCAGCGAGAAAGGGCAGCGCGAGGCUGAGCUGUCAGAGCUGCGCGCGAAGCUGCGAGCGGCCGAGGAGAAGGUGGCGGCUCAGAAGGAGGUGGUGGCAGAGCAGCGCGAGCGCAUCAAGGACCUGGAAGCCGGCACGCGCCAGCUGGGGGAGAGGUGCGCCGAGCUGAAGGAGGCCUCGGCCGGCCAUGACGAACGCGCGCGUGCCGCCGCCGCCGAAGUGCUCAAAGGCAACCGCAUCAUUGAGAAGUUCAUGGCGGAUCUGCGGCUUGCGCGAGAGCGGCUGCGUCGAAAGGCGGCAAUCGUGGCGCGGCAGGAGGAGGAGGUCACAUCCAAAGAGCGCGCCCUGGAGACGGCUGCCGUGGAUGCGCAGGCGCUGCAGCACGCCCUUGACCAAGCUCGCUCGGACGCGGCCAAGCACCAGGCCGAGUGUGAGGAGCUGAGGAUGAAAGUGGAGGACAGCAAGAAGCAGUUGGACAGCAAUGAUCAGAUGAUCAGAUGGCUCAACAACCAGGUA
This is a messenger RNA of Coccomyxa subellipsoidea C-169, 1431 nucleotides long. RefSeq lists its product as hypothetical. The annotation marks the transcript as partial. Gene Ontology annotation, biological process: centriole replication. NCBI's taxonomy places the organism in Eukaryota, Viridiplantae, Chlorophyta, Trebouxiophyceae, Coccomyxaceae. The transcript has 8 exons. Gene Ontology annotation, cellular component: centriole. The record is from RefSeq and is a predicted model, not a curated record.